UCUUUCCUCUCAACGGAUCUCACAAUUUCCCUAACACAAGCAAUUCAUCAAACACUUACACGCACUCUUCAUCCAACAUGGCAGCCAAUUCCCGGACGCUCGAAAUCAAGGUGAUCUCCGCCGAGAACCUGCAAUUAGAUCGAAAACCCAUCAAGAAAAACGCCUCCGUGACCGUCCGGACCGACACUAACGGCCAGUUUCGCACCACGGAGAUGGACACUGAAGGCGGCGCCUACCCACGGUGGAACGAAAAGCUCGUGCUCGACUUGCCAACGCACUCGAUGUCCUUCACGGUGGAGGUCCAAUGCAAGACUUCGUCCGGCGUCAGGACGAUCGGGACGGCGACGAUUCCUGCGUCAGAUUUUGUUGGCGGGUACGUGCCGCAGGGUUACUUGCAUUUUUUGAGUUACAGGCUGAGGAAUCACAAGGGGGAGAGGAAUGGGAUUAUUAAUAUUUCUGUGAGGAUGAAGGUUCAGGAGAUGUGCGCUUGUGCAAGUUCAACGACGUGGUCUCACUCGACGAUGGGGUUUCCGGCGGCUGGGAACAGUAGUUUUGGCGGCGGCGUUGUGACCGGAGUUCCGGUUUGGUAUGGUGCAUAUCAGAAAAAUUAUUGAAGAACCAAGUCACAAUAUUUUGUGCGUAAAUAUUAGAGGGUUUAGACUUUUGGUUAAGGAGAAUACAAACUCAAUUUGAUGCAUUUAUUUAAUUCAUUGUUACAACACUUACUGUUUUUGUUUUGAUUAAAAGAAUUUUUCUGAACAUAUUAUGGUGAUUGUAAUUCUUAUUAUCAAUUCUCAGAUGUAAUUGAUCUGGUAAACGAAAACGAGGAAUUGAUCUCA
Pyrus x bretschneideri (Chinese white pear) is the source of this 839-nucleotide messenger RNA. Its product is annotated as BON1-associated protein 2-like. The record is from RefSeq and is a predicted model, not a curated record. Bases 78 to 614 code for a protein of 178 amino acids. Gene Ontology annotation, biological process: defense response. NCBI's taxonomy places the organism in Eukaryota, Viridiplantae, Streptophyta, Magnoliopsida, Rosales, Rosaceae. The transcript has a single exon.